Molecule: messenger RNA, 298 nt
Organism: Clunio marinus
Lineage: Eukaryota; Metazoa; Arthropoda; Insecta; Diptera; Chironomidae
Source: the annotation of a GenBank genome assembly
AUUCUUGUGUGAAUAUUAUUUCAAAGCGUGCAAAAAUUACUUUAAAAAUUUAUUUUCAACAUUUAAACUACAUCAAAUUAAAUCAUCUAUAUCUAAUUCAUUUCAUCUGGAAAUAAUCCAAAAUCAUUUUGUCAAAGGAAAUUUUCUCCUACCAAACAUUUUCAUUCAAUCAUUCAUUAAAUGCUUAUGCAACCAAGUUCAAAUAUCUGAACAAUAUCAUCAUUUUUCAAAGGAAUUUAUUCUUCUCAUACAUUACCAUUCAAACAUCAAAUCUAUUGCUUAUGCAAAACAAGUCUAA